Messenger RNA from Dipodomys ordii (Ord's kangaroo rat), 2243 nucleotides. RefSeq names its product sulfite oxidase (gene Suox). The transcript is spliced from 3 exons. The record is from RefSeq and is a predicted model, not a curated record. Bases 11 to 1645 code for a protein of 544 amino acids. Gene Ontology annotation, cellular component: mitochondrion. Lineage: Eukaryota; Metazoa; Chordata; Mammalia; Rodentia; Heteromyidae. Gene Ontology annotation, molecular function: molybdenum ion binding; heme binding; oxidoreductase activity.
GUCUACCAGCAUGCUGCUGCUACACAAAGCUUUGGUCCUGGGCCUUAGACAGACCUACAGACUGAAGUCAACUCCCUCAAGGCUGUGCAUUCAGGCCUGUUCUGCAAAUGAUUCAUUUCAGCCCCAGAGUCCCAGACUCACCUCUGGUGGUAACUCCAGUACUGGGGGAUGGAGAGCCAUGGGAACCUUACUAGGCCUUGGUGCAGUAUUGGCCUAUCAUGACCACCGCUGUAGGGCUGCUCAGGAAUCACCACGAAUUUAUACCAAGGAGGAGGUACGUUCCCACAAAAGCCCUCAGACUGGGAUCUGGGUAACUCUGGGCUCUGAUGUCUUUGAUGUCACGGAAUUUGUAGACCUACACCCAGGUGGCCCAUCAAAGCUAAUGCUAGCAGCUGGGGGUCCCCUAGAGCCCUUUUGGGCCCUCUAUGCUGUCCACAGCCAGCCCCAUGUGCGUGAGUUACUGGCUCAGUAUAAAAUUGGGGAGCUGGACCCAGAAGACAAUGUGGCCCCUACUUUAGAGACCUCUGAUCCUUAUGCGGAAGAUCCUGUACGUCACCCAGCCCUGAAGGUCAACAGCCAGCGCCCUUUUAAUGCAGAACCUCCUCCUGAGUUGUUAACUGAAAACUACAUUACUCCCAAUUCUAUCUUCUUCACUCGAAACCAUCUGCCUGUACCUAACCUGGACCCAGAAACUUAUCGCUUGCACAUAGUAGGAGCACCUGGAGGUCAUUCCUUGUCAUUGUCUCUGGAUGACUUACGUAAGUUUCCUAAACAUGAGGUCACAGUCACUCUGCAGUGUGCUGGCAACCGGCGAUCUGAGAUGACUCAGGUCAAGGAAGUGAAAGGUCUAGAGUGGAGGACAGGAGCCAUCAGCACUGCACGCUGGGCUGGAGCACGGCUCUGUGAUGUGUUAGCCCAGGCUGGUCACCAGCUCUGUGAAACUGAGGCCCAUGUCUGCUUUGAAGGUCUGGACUCAGACCCCACUGGAACUGCCUACGGAGCAUCCAUCCCUCUGGCUCGGGCCUUGGAUCCUGAAGCUGAGGUCCUGCUGGCAUAUGAAAUGAAUGGGCAGCCUCUGCCUCGUGAUCAUGGCUUCCCUGUGCGUGUGGUGGUUCCUGGUGUGGUGGGUGCCCGCCAUGUCAAAUGGCUGGGCAGAGUGAGUGUGGAGACAGAGGAAAGUCACAGUCACUGGCAGCGGCGGGACUACAAAGGCUUUUCUCCAUCUGUGGACUGGGACACUGUAGACUUUGACUCAGCCCCAUCUAUCCAGGAGUUACCUGUCCAAUCAGCCAUCACAGAGCCUCAGGAUGGACAGACUAUAGAAUCAGGGGAAGUGACUGUCAAGGGCUAUGCGUGGAGUGGUGGUGGCAGGGCUGUGAUCCGGGUGGAUGUCUCUCUGGAUGGGGGGCUAACCUGGCAGGCAGCUGAGCUGGAUGGAGAGGAACAGCGCCCCAGGAAGGCCUGGGCCUGGCGCUUAUGGCAGCUGCAAGUGCCUGUGCCAACUGGGCAGAAGGAACUGAACAUCGUUUGUAAGGCUGUGGAUGACAGCUACAAUGUGCAGCCAGAUACUGUGGCCCCAAUCUGGAACCUUCGAGGUGUGCUCAGCAAUGCCUGGCACCGUGUCCACGUCCGUGUCAUCCCAUGAGAGCAUGGAAUGGAGUCAUCUAUACACCAGCACCACUUCAACUCCUUUCCCACCCAUUCUUUAGAUUCAGUGUCACACAAAAACCUUUCCUUCGUCUCCACUUCUUGGAUCACAACCUUGUACUACACCUUCCUAAGUCCUACCCAAGAUCUACCCUCCUUUGACACCUAACCCUGUACCAACAGGUUGGAGCAAGGGCCUAGAAACUUUUUUUUUUUUAAAGGAAAGUAAUUCUGGGACUGGAAAUGAUUUUGAGUGAUGAAGAUGUGACUCAGCUGUGAAUGGAAAAAGCCAAGUGGAAGCACAAGGUCCUGAGUUCAAGCCCUCGUACCAGCGCUCACGCACACACACAAUACUGGAGACAAGAAUUAUUUUCUCAUCCUAGUCCUCUCCACUUCAUAUGUCUAUUGCCAUCUAGGCCUUAUUUUGCUUCGCUCGGGAUCUUCAGGAAUAUGUGUGGCUCAUGAAAGAAAUGUCUCUACUAUUUUCUACUGCCUCUAAAUUGCCAAGGAGUAGUGAGAACCCACAGCAAGGAGCACAACUCUCUUCUUUGUAUUGAUACUUUUUCUAAAUCAAUAAAAUAUAUUUGAGAUUUUUA